AUGCAAACAACCGUUAAACAUAAUCGAAGAACUCACCUGUAAUGUGCCACGUCUACCACAACCUUUCCUAUUGUGUUAGUUAUCGCUACAGCAUUUUAGGAAGGCAUUGUUCAAAGUGUGUUCAUGCAUAUAGUACAAUGGGAGGGGGUGUGACAUGCACAGGGGAGGACCAGGAAAUGGAUCUCAGACUUCUAUUUAGGACUGGGAUCCUAUCCGGAGUUGACAGAUUAACAGUGAGGACAACCCCAGCCUCCCUCUCUCCUUCCACACUGAGUUGAAACCUACAGUCACUGGGUCCUGAUUGUGACAGUGGAGCCCAGUUUGCACUGCAGGAUCCAGAGAUGGCAUCAGUGAAGCUGGAAGACUGCAGUCAAACACUGGAGCUGAAUGUCAACAUUAAAGAUGAAGAGGAGAAGAUUGGGAAAUCUGUUAGUCAUGGACGACUCAGAUUAAGUCUGAGGCCGGUAACAUCAACAGUGAGGACAAACCCAGCCUGCCUCUCUCCUUCCACACUGAGUCCAAACCUACAGUCACUGGGUCCUGAUUGUGACAGUGGAGCCCAGUUUGCACUGCAGGAUCCAGAGAUGGCAUCAGUGAAGCUGGAAGACUGCAGUCAAACACUGGAGCUGAAUGUCAACAUUAAAGAUGAAGAAGAGGAGGAGAGGAUUGGAAAAUCUGUUUCUCAUGGAGACCAUGUAGAGACAUUCUCUACAUCCAGAGAGCAACAGCAGGAAGAUCACAGAGCUAAGAGGUCUCACCACUGCCCACAUUGUGAGGAGAUUUUCCCAUUUCUAUCAAAGCUAAAAAUACACUUAAAAAUGCACACAGAAGAAAAUCUGUAUUCCUGCACUGACUGUGGGAGGAGUUUCACAACAUCAAGGGCUCUGACAGUUCAUCAGAGAGUACACACAGGAGAGAAGCCUUACUACUGCUCUGACUGUGGGGAGAGUUUCUCUCAACAGAGCAACUUAAAAAAACACCAACGUAUACAUACAGGAGAGAAGCCUUACUCUUGCUCGGCCUGUGGGAGGAGUUUCUCUCAACAGAGCAACUUCAAGAAACACCAACGUAUACACACAGGAGAGAAGCCUUACUCCUGCUCUGACUGUGGAAAAGGCUUCACAACAUCAACUGAGCUAACAGUUCAUCAGAGAACCCACACAGGAGAGAAGCCUUACUUCUGCUCUGACUGUGGAAAGAGUUUCUCCCGAUUGGAUACCUUAAAAGUACAUGAACGUGUACAUACAGGAGAGAAGCCAUACUCCUGCUCUGACUGUGGAAAAUGCUUCACAACAUCAUCUGAGCUAACAGUUCAUCAGAGAACACACACAGGAGAGAAGCCUUACUUCUGCUCUGACUGUGGAAAAAGUUUCUCGCAAUUGGAGAAGUUAAAAUGUCACCAGCGAAUACAUACAGACCAAAAGUCUUACUUCUGCUCUGACUGUGGGAAGAGUUUCACCCGAUUGGAUACCUUAAAAUGUCACCAGCGUAUACAUACAGGAGAGAAGCCUUACUUCUGCUCUGAUUGUGGAAAUAGUUUCACCCGAUUGGAUACCUUAAAAUGUCACCAGCGUAUACAUGCAGGAGAGAAGCCUUUCUCCUGCUCUGAUUGUGGAAAUAGUUUUUCUGAUCAGAGCAGCUUAACAACACACCAAUGUAUACAUACAGGAGAGAAGCCUCAUCAGUUCUCUCAGACAAGCUUAUGUUUCAUUGUUCUGUCUGUGAUGUCGCGUUUGCUCUGUUGCAGUGGUGGAACAGGAAGUUCCGGGAAGGCGCCAGAAUUGUGUGGUGAAGACGAUAUAUUUUGUGUCAGUUUCACUUUUAUUAAUACAGGCCGACUCAGGUCAAGUCUGAGGCUGGUAACAUCAACAGUGAGGACAAACCCAGCCUGCCUCUCUCCUUCCACACUGAGUCCAAACCUACAGUCACUGGGUCCUGAUUGUGACAGUGGAGCCCAGUUUGCACUGCAGGAUCCAGAGAUGUCAUCAGUGAAGCUGGAAGACUGCAGUCAAACACUGGAGCUGAACGUCAACAUUAAAGAUGAAGAGGAGGAGAAGAUUGGAAAAUAUCUUUCUCAUGGAGACCAUGUUGAGACAUUCUCUACAUCCAGAGAGCAACAGCAGGAAGAUCACAGAGCGAAGAGGUCUCACCACUGCCCACAUUGUGAGGAGAUUUUCCCAUUUCUAUCAAAGCUAAAAAUUCAUCUAAAAAUGCACACUGGAGAGAAGCCUUAUUCCUGUACUGACUGUGGGAAGAGCUUCACAACAUCAAGGGCUUUGACAGUUCAUCAGAGAGUGCACACUGGAGAGAAGCCUUACUCCUGCUCUGACUGUGGGAAGAGUUUCUCCCGAUUGGAUAACUUAAAAGUACAUGAACGUGUACAUACAGGAGAGAAGCCAUACUCUUGCUCUGACUGCGGAAAAUGCUUCAAAACAUCAUCUGAUCUAACAGUUCAUCAGAGGACACACACAGGAGAGAAGCCGUACUUCUGCUCUGACUGUGGUAAAUGCUUCAAAACAUCAAUUGAGGUAAAAGUUCAUCAGAGAACACACACAGGAGAGAAGCCGUACUUCUGCUCUGCCUGUGGAAAGAGUUUCUCCCGAUUGGAUACUUUAAAAGUACAUGAACGUGUACAUACAGGAGUGAAGCCUUACUUCUGCUUUGAGUGUGGGAAGAGAUUCACAACAUCAACAGCUCUGACAAUUCAUCAGAGAGCGCACACUGGAGAGAAGCCUUACUCCUGCUCUGACUGUGGGACGAGUUUCUCCCGAUUGGAUAAGUUAAAAAGUCACCAACUAACACGCAGAGAGAAGCCAUUCUCCUGCAGCACACAGCAAUGCUGACCAUAUUUUGCUUUUAUGAGAGAUUUGCAUUCAGAAAUGCAAGCUGCCUCACAUUCGAGAGGGCGGAUGCGGUUUCUUCUCUCAGUAAUUAUUUGUCCCGUUUUCAAGAAGACCCUCUCAGAGGUAACGGAUGUGGCCACUAUGCAGUCUCUCCCUGUCAUGACUUUAGUAAGCUGUGGGAAGACAGAGGCCUUGAUCUUCCAGUAGCUCAGAGGAUCUGCAGAUCUUUCAGAACGAAUGAGUGUGUGCUUGAGCAUUUAGGCCUUUAUUAUUUAAUUUAUUUUUUUGUUCUUUGAAUUAGAUAAUUCUAUUCAUUUAAAUCUUUUGAUUAUUCAUAUCUUAAUUUUUUAAAUAUUUUUAUAAAUAGAUUUGGCUCUUCUGAUAUGCGAGCCGGCUCCCAGAGUUCACCUACAAGAGCCGGUUCUUAGAGCCGACUCGUUCACGAACAACCCAUCACUACUACAGUCACUGGUUCCUGAUUGUGACUGGAGCCCAGCAUCUCUACUUCCUGUGGCUAUGGUAAUGAUUAUAACUUUUCCUCAUGAGCAUAGCAGGUAUCCAUGGUAGUGUUUGUUAUGUUGUCAGCAUAGCAGGUAUCCAUGGUAGUGUUUAUGUUAUGUUGUCAGCAUAGCAGGUAUCCAUGGUAGUGUUUAUGUUAUGUCGUCAGCAUAGCAGGUAUCCAU
Messenger RNA from Salmo salar (Atlantic salmon), 3526 nucleotides. Lineage: Eukaryota; Metazoa; Chordata; Actinopteri; Salmoniformes; Salmonidae. The record is from RefSeq and is a predicted model, not a curated record.